Molecule: messenger RNA, 2669 nt
Organism: Phymastichus coffea
Lineage: Eukaryota; Metazoa; Arthropoda; Insecta; Hymenoptera; Eulophidae
Product: probable ATP-dependent RNA helicase DDX43
Exons: 11
Coding region: 197-2284 (695 amino acids)
Molecular function (GO): RNA binding; ATP binding; RNA helicase activity
Source: RefSeq, a predicted model, not a curated record
UUCAGCUCUGGCGUUGUACACGGAUAUACGACAUUUGAUCUGAUUGUACAUUAAGGAUUAAGGAACGCCAUAUCUUAUCAAGUCAGUACACGUGGUUUCCCAUAACUUCAAUUAAAAUGAUAUUGACAGUUUCUAAAAAAUUCAUAACCGGUUUUAUUAAUCAUCUUUGAGACACUGUCCGAUUAUUAUUUAUAAAAUGGAAGAAAAUUGGGAUAAUGAUAGUGGUUGGAAUCGACCAAAAUCUGUUGGACAAAAUGGAAGUGAUUCCAAUGUAGGUUUCAAUAAUAAUUGUUAUAAACCUAGUUCCGGACAACGCAACCAUCAAACUAGGAAUAACCAUGGUUUCAAUCAAAGUCGUGGAUUUCAACAAGAUCGUAGAUACAAUCAAAACCAUGGAUUCACGCAAGAUUGGGGUUCUAAUCAGAACCGUAAUGAUAGGAGAAAUCAAAAUUCUAGACACUUGCCUAAUUCUAGAGAAGAAAAGUGUACGGUUUUUAUAGAAACCAGUAAAUUAGGUAAAUUAAUUGGUAGAGGAGGUAGUCAAAUUCGAGAGUUACAAGACCAAAGCAGUGCAAGAAUAAAUAUUGAGAAAGACUGUGUAAAUGGUGAUAGUACUCUUGUUAUUAUAACUGGUCCUAUAAAUGCACAAAAUAAAGCUAAGGCCUUAAUAGAUGCUUUAUUAGCUGAUUUACCAACUGAGCAUAAUUCAUCAACAAAUUUAUCAGAUAGAACUGAAAGCUUAGAGAAGCGUGAAGGCAAUUCCUCUGAGGAAGACAAGGAAAUAAAUUGGACACAAGCUGCUUUAGAAUAUGAACAAGCUCAACAAGAGAAGUGGGCACAAUAUGGGCCAAUAAAAAAAGAUUUUUAUAAAGAAGAUCCUAAAAUAGCAAAUUUAUCAGAAGAAGAAGUAGAGCAAAUUCGGAAAGAAAAUAAUCAAAUCAAAGUUCAGCACACCUUUGACGUAAAAGAUUCAAAAACUCCUAAUGAUUUUAAAAUUCCAAAUCCAAUAGAAACAUUUGAGCAAGUUUUCAGACCUUAUCCAGAUAUACUAAUGGAAAUAGCAAAGCAAGGAUUUCAAAAACCUAGCCCUAUACAAUGUCAAGCGUGGCCAAUUUUACUUUCUGGUAAAGAUAUGAUAGGCAUAGCACAAACUGGAACAGGAAAAACACUUGCUUUCCUGCUACCAGCUCUUAUUCACAUUGACAAUCAAGAGAUUCCACGAGAUAAAAGAUCUGGUCCAUCAGUUUUAGUAAUGGCUCCCACACGAGAGUUAGCUUUACAAAUUGAAAAAGAAGUAAAUAAAUACGAUUAUCAUGGAAUAAAGGCUGUCUGUGUGUAUGGGGGUGGCAAUCGUAAGGAACAAAUGAACAUUGUCUCUAAAGGAGUAGAGAUUGUCAUUGCUACACCAGGACGCUUGAAUGAUCUUGUUCAGACAGGAGUUUUAGAUGUUAAGUGCGUUUCAUAUUUAGUUUUGGAUGAAGCAGAUCGAAUGCUUGAUAUGGGUUUUGAACCACAAAUUCGGAAAACACUUUUGGAUGUUAGGCCUGACAGACAAUCAGUGAUGACUAGUGCAACCUGGCCAGCUGGAGUUCGACGACUAGCACAGACAUACAUGCAAAAUCCUGUGACAGUGUGUGUUGGAUCUUUGGAUCUCAAAGCUACACAUAGUGUAACUCAAAUAAUUCAUAUAGUUACAGAAGAAGAGAAAACAGAUAUGCUUCUUGAUUUUUUACACAAUAUGGGGCCAGAUGAUAAAGUUAUUGUAUUUUUUGCAAAAAAAACUACGGUUGAUGAUGUGGGUAGUAAUUUAGCUUUACGUGGAGUUAUAAAUCAAAGCAUUCAUGGAGGUCGAGAACAAUCAGAUAGAGAACAAGCUUUAGAGGAUAUUAAAUCCGGACAAGUACGCAUACUUCUGGCAACAGAUGUUGCUAGUCGAGGCCUAGACAUAGAAGAUAUAACGCAUGUGUUUAAUUACGAUUUUCCUAAAGACAUUGGAGAAUAUGUACAUCGUGUUGGAAGGACGGGGAGAGCAGGACGAACAGGUGAAAGUAUAAGCCUCGUGACUCGUAAAGACUGGGGUGUUGCUGAAGACCUUAUAAAAAUUUUGGAAGAAGCUGAACAGGAAAUUCCUGAUGAACUUUGCGAGAUGUCUAAGCGGUUUAAUAACAUGCUAAAACAAAAAUCUGAAGAAAGAGACAAUGAUCAUAGGGAUGGAAGAAGGCAAGGAGGUAGAAGAGACAGUGGCAGAGAUCGUUAUGGGGGUGGUGGUGGAAGGAGAUGGUAAUGAUAUAUUGGUGUGUCACUAUUAUUAUUUAAUAUGUAUUUGCAUUCAUUUCAUUUUUAUUUUCAAUCUAUCAAUGCGUUUUCAAUUGUUAUAUCAUUUCAAAAUAUUCAUAAAAAAUAAUUCAUAUUUUUAUCCUGAUGAUUAGAACAAAUUUGUUUAGAAUUUUUAUUUAGAGUACAAUAUAACUCAAUAUUCUUAUCAAACUUAAAGUUUUUUGUUUUUUCAUUCCAAAAAUAUAUGAACUGUUUUUUUUUAUUGCAAUUGCUAAUAAAUUCCAUUAUCAUGUUAGCAAAACUGUGAUAAAAUAAAAAAUAUGAGUGUAUGUUUGAUUAUAAUUUUCUUCUCAGUUUAAUUUUUUUUUUCAUAUAUUAUAUUUUACCUAAAA